Messenger RNA from Vollenhovia emeryi, 1924 nucleotides. Its product is annotated as odorant receptor 67c-like. Gene Ontology annotation, biological process: detection of chemical stimulus involved in sensory perception of smell; sensory perception of smell. The coding region runs from base 269 to 1414 and encodes 381 amino acids. Gene Ontology annotation, cellular component: plasma membrane. NCBI's taxonomy places the organism in Eukaryota, Metazoa, Arthropoda, Insecta, Hymenoptera, Formicidae. Gene Ontology annotation, molecular function: odorant binding; olfactory receptor activity. The transcript is spliced from 6 exons. The record is from RefSeq and is a predicted model, not a curated record.
GCAAUUUAGUUCGCUUUGUCGCGCAAUUUAUACAGCAAAAUGUGUAACUGCGAUUGAUCGUUACUCGCAACGUAGCGGUUUUACCCUGUAAAAUUGCCCUGCCUCUCUCGUGACAUCGUGGAGGGGAGUGCACCACGGAGCUAGACCGAAGGUCUCGAUUGCCAUAUUUUCUUCACGACUUCUUGUACAGUCGUUAUUCACCUCGUUGGAAGAGGAUGACGUGCACGGUUUCCCGAAGUGAUGGUUCAAUGUGACGUUACAUGCCACCAUGUUGACAAGUACCGUAAGCCCGUUGCUGAGAAUCGGUCUCUCUUUGAUUGGCGUAUGGCCCGGCGCCUCACACGCGACGCCUCGCUGGCUCUUUUACAUGACGACCCUUGCCGUGAUGCAGUAUUUUCAAUACUACUCCGUCUACGUGCAUCUCGAUUUCAGUAAUCUCUCGAAAUUGAUGGAUGGUCUGGGCCUAACUCUGGCUUACACCCAGACUACACUGAAGAUACUCAGCCUCUGGCUCAAUCGUCGGAUAUUCGCAGAUAUUUUAGAAGCGAUGAAUGACGAUUGGAAAGAUUGCGAGACCAAGUUGCGCGAAUGCGUGAUGAUAGACAAGGCUAAUUUGGCGCAUCGUUGCUCCAACGCUAUGAUAUCGAUAAACAUUCUCUCCACGUUUUUGUAUUUUAUCGAUAAGUACAUACGUGGACAUAGGGUUUCUAAAAACGGACAACUGUUUCGCGAGUUUUCGAUACAAAUACAGUUUCCGUUUGACGUUUACAAAAGGCCCGUUUACGAGCUCGUCAACGUGGGGUUGUUCUUCCAUGUGUUCGUAACGGGGGUCGUAAUGGCGAUGCUGAAUGCUUUGAUCCUAACGUUGGUACUUCACGUAAGCGGACAAAUCGAUAUUAUGUGUCAAGAGCUAAGAGAGAUUCCUUCCACGCUCAAAUCUAGCUCAGUGUCCACCAAAACGCUUGUCGGAAGACAUCAGAAAAUUAUAUCGGUGUCGAAAUACAUCGAAGAUCUUUUUACAUACGUUUCUCUGUUACAAUUCGUAUGGAACACUCUUGUUAUCUGUGCCUUAGGAUUUAUGGUCGUGAUAUCUUUAGGUAACAUGACGAGUAAUUCCGGGGUAUUGACGCAAUGUAUUAUUCCAUACCUCGCAGUGACUAUGGAAGCGUUUGUACUUUGUUUUGCCGGCGAUUAUCUGAGCACUAAGAGCAAAGCUAUCGGCGAUGCGGCGUAUGAGGUGGUUUGGUACGAUUUAUCUACUAGCGAGUGCCGAAGUUUGUUAUUCGUGAUUCUCAGAUCUCAAAAGCAACUGACGAUUACGGCUGGGAAAGUCGUAGAUCUGACGUUGGAAAGUUUCAUUACUGUCAUGAAGGCUUCAGCCUCAUAUGUUUCGGUUUUAUAUGCGUUAUAUUGAAACACGAAUUAAUCUAUGUUGUUUGCAAGUAUAUUGUUAAAUUAUCACGAGUUACGUACGAGUACAUGAAUGAUGUACAUUUGAUGUAGGAAGAUUAAUAGAAAUAUGAUUAAUUUAGUUGUGCAGUUUUUCUGUUAUUUGUAACAACCAUAGUUCAAUCCUGUUCAUAGAUUUACAAUUUGUCGAAUGUGUAUCUCAAUGGUAUCUCUGUUCUUCAUCAGACUUGAGUUAUAAGAUAGCAAAUUAUUCAACUUUCCACAGUAAAAUCUGCCGUAAAAUAUUCCAGUGACACCAAAUAAUGCGUUUUAAAUAUCAAGGUUUAUUUCUAGUUCCUUCUCAAAUUAUUGUAAAUUUUUCAGGAGGAAUAAAAACGAUUUAACAGUAAUAUUAAAAAGAUACGAUUAUUCACGUACUAUAUGACAUGGUUAUACAAUUUUUUCACUUGUUAGCUGAGGAUUGAAAAUUACAACGUCCAUUUUCGUCGCUUGAUCUCUCUGCACAGAAUAUUUU